Molecule: messenger RNA, 1281 nt
Organism: Micromonas commoda
Lineage: Eukaryota; Viridiplantae; Chlorophyta; Mamiellophyceae; Mamiellales; Mamiellaceae
Exons: 1
Coding region: 1-1281 (426 amino acids)
Biological process (GO): protein phosphorylation
Molecular function (GO): ATP binding; protein kinase activity
Source: RefSeq, a predicted model, not a curated record
AUGUCCACCGAGACGGACGAGCUGCGACGGCUGGAGACGUGCGCCGCGGGCUCGUACGAGAUCGGCGAGCUCGUGGCUCGCGGCGGUUUCGCCAGGUGCGUGGUCCGUCACGGGCGCGGUACAUCAGUCGUGAUCGUCUUCCCAUUCGUAGUCGCGGCGGUGGCGUGUCGAGCGACCGCCCGAUUCCGAGCUCCCCGCGCUGACCUCCAUCGCGCCCCCGCGUCUCUUCCCACGAUCCGCAGCGUCCGCGCGUGUCGACGCGCGGACGACCGCGGCGAGCCGCUCGUCGUCAAGGUGACGUCCCUGGGGCGCGGAGCCGACGGCGGGGGCGGGAUCUCGGUCGCCGCCGCCCGGCGCGUCGCCGCGGAGGUGCGGGCGCUCCUCGCGCUCGACGGCACCGGCGGCGCCGUCCCAUCGGACGACGACGACGACGACGACGACGACGACGCGUCGCGCGCGCUCUUCCCGCGCCUCCACGAUUUCUACCUCGUGACGGGGUCCCCGUCGGCCCCUUCCCACCCGGUGGAAUCGCACCUCGUCACCACAAUGUGCGCCGGCAGCCGCGACCUCCGCGCGUACAUUCGCGCCGCGCGCGCCGACCGCCGCGUCGGCCUGCCGGAGUCGCAGGCGCGGUUCUACCUCGUGGAGCUCGCGGCGGCGCUCCACGCGGUGCACACGCGCGCGUUACUCGCGCACGGCGACGUCAAGCCCGACAACGUCGUCGUCGACGCGAUCACCGGACACAUCUUACUCGUCGACUACGACCUCGCCAAACCGUUGCCAAACCAUCGCCAAACGAUCGCCAAACGACCGCCGCCAAACGACCAUCGCCAAACGGCCAUCGCCAAACGAGUCGUCGUCGCCGGGACGGAGGCGUACGCGUCGCCGGAGCUCGCCGCCGGCGCCGCUCCCGACGCCGCGUCCGACUGGUGGGCGUUCGCCGUCGUGGCGUACGAGCUGUGCCACGGGAACGUCCCCUUCGAACCCGGCUCCGGCGUCGCUUCCACCCACCGCGUGUGUUUCCCCCCGCCGACCAGUGGCGGGCCGUCGCCGGGGGUGUCGGAGGAUAUGAAGGGGAUGAUCGUCGCGAUGACGCGGCGGCCCGUCGCGGCGGCGACGGAUCGGUUGGGCGGUUGGAGCGAGUUGGUUUCGUGUGGGGUGUUCGUUGGGUUGGAACGGGCGCGACGGGGCGGGGUGCCGAUUGAGGAGGGGUGGGUGACUCUGCCGGGGGACGCGUGGGGGACGGGCGGGUCUUCCUUUCCGGCACGGAACGACGCUUGA